This is a messenger RNA of Diabrotica balteata, 1139 nucleotides long. NCBI's taxonomy places the organism in Eukaryota, Metazoa, Arthropoda, Insecta, Coleoptera, Chrysomelidae. The record is from the annotation of a GenBank genome assembly.
AAAAAUUGGAUUAGUUAGGAGGUUAUUGUUAUUUUUGAUUGUUUAUUUUUAUUUGUUUUAUAAAAUCACAAUAACAAAUUAUGAAAAACAAUUGGUAUAGGCUUUUAUGCAAAAAAAGUGAAUUGCAGUUGCUAGGUUCCUUGAAUGGUGGCCAAAGUUUUAGAUGGAAGAAGCAUCCAAAAAAUGAAGAUCAGUGGAUAGGUGUGUUCGCAAACAAAGUAUGGAUUCUAAAACAGGAAGAAGAUUGCAUUAAUUAUCAGGUUUUUGAACCGAAAGAAUACAAAGGUGAACCUAUGGAAACAUACUAUAAUUCUUUAUUAAAAGAUUAUUUCCAAUUAGAUUUGAAUCUCACUAAACACUAUGCAGAAUGGUCUGAAUGUGAUAAGUAUUUUAAGGAAGCUGCGAAACAAUUUUAUGGUAUAAGAAUAUUAAAACAAGAUGUUGUUGAGAACAUAUUUUCCUUUAUAUGCUCUUCAAAUAAUCACAUUACGAGGAUAAGUGGCAUGGUUGAGAAAUUAGCCAAAUUCUACGGAAAUGAAAUAUGUGAAGUGGAAGGAGAAAUGUAUUAUUCAUUUCCAGAUGUUGAUCAGUUAGCUGGGAAUAAAGUGGAAGAUAAACUGAAGACUAAUGGUUUUGGAUAUAGAUCUAAGUAUAUUAGUAAAUCUGCGAAAUUCAUAGUAGAACAGGGUGGAAAUGAUUGGUUAGUUAAGCUUAAGAAUAUGCCCUACGAUGAUGCUAAGAAAUCUUUAAUGUCUUUGACUGGAGUUGGUGCUAAGGUAGCAGAUUGCAUAUGUCUAAUGUCUUUAGGCCAUCUUCAAGCAAUUCCUGUAGAUACACAUAUUUACCAAAUAGCAAAACGAUUAUACAUGCCAAGCUUGCCUAAUAAUAAAACUGUUACAGAAAAAGUAUAUAAUGACAUAGGAGAUAACUUCAGAAAAUUAUAUGGACCAUUAGCAGGCUGGGCUCACACAGUAUUAUUUUGUGCUGAUCUAAAAAAGUUUCAAGGAAAUAAUCUGGAAGAGAAUGAAGGAGACACGAAGCCGAAGAAAAAAAUGAAAUCAACUAAAUAAUUUGAAUCCUUGAUGUUUUUAAUCCAAUGAUUUUAAGUGUAUUUUUUAUUUUAUGUAUUAAGUUUUUAA